Hyaloscypha bicolor E is the source of this 1368-nucleotide messenger RNA. RefSeq lists its product as uncharacterized. Lineage: Eukaryota; Fungi; Ascomycota; Leotiomycetes; Helotiales; Hyaloscyphaceae. The transcript has 2 exons. The coding region runs from base 1 to 1368 and encodes 455 amino acids. The record is from RefSeq and is a predicted model, not a curated record.
AUGGAACGAGAUGUCCGACGAAGCCGGAGCCAAUGGCGUGGUUGCUAUUCUUUCGAGGACAUCAUUUGCGACGGGGAUGGUGGAAGCAGCCCCAAACGAACAGGUGGUUUGAAGAUGGGCUCCACAUAUUAUUACUACUACGAGUUGGAUGAUGGAACGGAACACUACGACGCGUCGAUCCCGUUUACUACUUCUUGCCCGUAUCUCCCAGGUCAACCGGUCAAUCUUCUCUGGGUACCAGUUGAAGUCCAACCCUUACGCUUUCGAAGCGCUUCGAUGAGCUCAAUGACGAAUGGAGACAUCAAGACCAUGAACCCUGCCGACAAAUUCAUGACGCCGCGGGCUCCACCGCCAACCCCCAAAUUGCCGCGUCUAAACACAUCCACUUCGGUCCUCACGAAGCAGCGAACUGCACGAUCAAUUUCACCAACAACUGAAAAGCCUCAAUGGUCACCGCGGAUGUUCUUUGGUCUUCGAUCGUUGAAUUCGAAGGAUCAAGAUGCUGAUAGACGUGGUCGGUCGAGUUCAUUAAGCAAGGUCCAAGCAGAUGCCAGCUCCAGCUUGCCCUCACUAGCUCUUCGAUCGGAUGAGAUGAGGAAAGCCAAGUCGGUACCUCAUACUCGGGAGGUGUCUCCUCAAUCUUUCAAGAAGACCCCCUCUCGUGAGCCCUCACCCCUUCGCCAAUUGUGUUCUCAGGAGAGCAGCACAUACAAUUCGGGCUCGCUUGUGAUACCAGACGAGAUUGCAGAGGAAGCCGAGGACGAUGACAACUUCGCCAGCCAACUCAGCCGAAUGUCCAUCAAUGAGAAAGGCAUCUUCACACCCCUUUCUCCUCCACCAUCCGUCUCCCGCCCUCAAAUGGUCCGAGCCAAGACUGCCACAAAUACCUCCAAACCACUUCCACAAUUGCCUGAAGACUUCCCUCUGAUGCCUCCGCCUCUUCGUCUCCGCUCCGCUGUCUCCGUCACCGACCUCCCAAGGUCUCACUUCUCCACAUCAACCAUCUCUACGACUAUCACGUCGCCAACAGACAGCAGCUUCAGCAUCGGCGAAGAAGAUUCGAACGAAGACGAUGAUCUCACUGCCGACAUGGGAAGUGGAGAUGAGUUCACCUACAGCCCCGUCCUCUCAGAGACUCCUGCCCCAGGCUUAAACGCCUACAGUCUCCCGGAAGACCAAUAUGCCUCUGAGCAGACCCUUACAAAAGACUCCCCGCUCUCGCAAUUGACCCAAACAGCGAGUCGGGCAACCUUCGGUGCCUCCCCGCCAUUCCUCCCCAAUCCCGUCCCAGACGCGGAGAGCAUGAGCGCACUCGAACAGCUCUUGAAUCAAGUGGGAUACCUCGGGGAUGUCAUUGUCGGAAAAUAG